AUGGGGUGCAAUUUAACCGAACUUACGAAAAAUUAUGAACAACUUUUUAAAAGUAAAGAGAAUUAUGACGUUAUUAUACAAGUGGGAGAAGAACCAAAUGUACAAGAAAUUUACGCUCAUUCCAUAAUUCUCUGCCGUCAAUCAAAUUAUUUUCGUUCUAAUUUAAAGGAAAAGAAGGACGGAAAGUUCAUUUUUAAUAUAUCUAAUAUUUCACCCAAAAUUUUAGAAAAUAUCUUCAGAUUUUUAUAUUGUGGUAAGAUUGAUUUAAGUGUUGAAUCUUUAGAUAUUUUGACAUUAUUAUUAACGGCAGCAAAUGAAUUUGAAUUGGAAUCACUUGUUAAGCAUAUUCAAGAAUUUUUAAUCAUUAAAUUUCUUGAUAAUACUUUUAAUUGUGAGAAUUUUGAGCCUAUACAAAAUUAUUGUUUACAAAUAAUUUGUGAAACUCCAGAAUUAUUGUUUGGAAAAAAUACCUUUUUAAGAUUAUCAUCCCAAAUGAUUGAACUCAUUCUCAAAGAAAAAAUUAAAUUAGAUGAAAGUGAAAUUUGGAGUAACUUUAUUAGAUGGUCAUGCGCUCAAAAUCCUAAUGUUAAUCAAGAUCCUGAGAAAUGGACCAAUGAUGAUAUUGAA
Molecule: messenger RNA, 627 nt
Organism: Rhizophagus irregularis DAOM 181602=DAOM 197198
Lineage: Eukaryota; Fungi; Glomeromycota; Glomeromycetes; Glomerales; Glomeraceae
Source: RefSeq, a predicted model, not a curated record